UUACCUCAGUUCAUCGCUUGACGUCGCGGUGGAAGUGUGGUUGUUUUGUGCUUGCUUCUUCCGUGUAUUUUUUCUACCUUCAAGCAUCGAGUGCACAUUUCCUAUCAAUAUUACUCUACUUUUGGCCUCGAAAAAAAUGUUUAUCAGUGUACUCAACUGAAAAGCAGCUUGAGAAAAUCCGUGAAAGAUAGUGUGACUGAUCUGUGCCAAACGCGUUGUAAAUUCUUGGACGACGCUAGUACUGCAUGUAGAAUGAUGCUGCUUUAAGUAACUAAACUAGGUACAUAUUCCUUAAUAUCAUCACAAUGCACACAUCAAAUAGCCUGCAAAAGUGACUUCAAUUAUUCUCCUGAGUAUGUGAUGCUGAUGUGCAAACUAAGUAGCAGUUGAUUGAAAAAAAUCUGCAAUUCCACUUCGCUGCUGUAUCAUUGCCUAGGGCAUAUGUUUGCAGAGUUUGAAUAAAUAGUACACGCGGCAGUCACCGAUUGAUUGAAAAUCAAUCGUUUUAUCGGAGGCCCAGUGUAGAUUCAAAGAAGAACUUGACCGAAGGAGAUAACUGCGGUGAAGGACUGACUGGAAUAUUCUACGCACCGCAAUGCAAGAUGGCAUCACUGCUCGGCAUGGAGCAACACACGGUAAUAUUUGCGUCUAUGGCAAUGGGGAGCUUUACAACGGAGGACACAGCACGACAGCACAGCAACGCCACACGACGACGACGACGACCUGCAAUUCUGGCAAACUGCCAUCGGCUUCCUCAUCACCGGUAAAGACGAACUCAACACUAACGCCGACGACUUCACCGCAUCACUUCCAAAGUAUAAGUUCCAAUAAUGCCGGCUGUAACGGUGAAUUUAAGCUUUGUGGCUACGAGAGCACUGAAGAGCCUAGCGCUGCGCACGGAAAUCUUAUGUCCAACAGUGGAGCAACACCGGCAGAACUGUUUGGAGCACUCGGAUUUUGGUUAAAAUUGAGGCAUGAUUUGUCCUGUGUACGGAUGAAAAACGCACGUGCUGCACCCGGUUGUGCCUACAUUCCCACCGAGAUUGAACACAUUGCCAAUGUCGUGACACACGGUGCUUGGGUGCUCCCAUCGAUGUAUGCUGGAGUUAACUUACUUUGGCGCAGCAACAGUGGUGCCCAAAUACUGGCGGCAAUCAUUUAUGGUGUUGCACUGGCAAUGCUUUUCUUCGUGUCUACAUUCUUCCACUGCGUUUUCUACUGCAACCGGAACCGGCCGUUAAAAGAUGUUCUUCACCGGUGCGACAGAGCUAUGAUCUAUAUUUUCAUAGCAGGCUCGUACUAUCCGUGGCUGAGCUUAGGGCACACGUCUCACCCGGAGAUUGUCUCAGUGGUAAAAUGGUGCGUUUGGUUGAUGGCCAUUUUGGGUAUUAUUUACCAACAGAUGUUUCACGAGCGAUACAAGUGUCUGGAGACCUUGUUCUAUAUCGUUAUCGGGCUGGGUCCGUCGCUGGUGAUAAUCUUCUGGGGUCAUGAGUUCACCGGAAUGGCAGAACUGAAGUUUGGCGGACUGCUUUACAUCGUUGGAAUUGUAUUCUUCAAAUCAGACGGUAUCUUCCCCUUCGCACACGCGAUUUGGCAUUUAUUUGUAGUUUUUGCUGCCGGAGUGCACUACUUUGCUAUUCUAAAUCAUCUCUAUCCUGUAAUGGAGGAUAGCAAUACUUAGAGGAAAACAAUGAUAUUAUUUUUGAUCACCAAAAAAACCCAAACGAAAACGAGAAAGUCGAAAGUGUUAGGAAGGUUAGAAUAUUUUUUAAUUUUUUAUAAUCCUCCCGGAAAAAAAGCUUCUGAUCUCUGUUUCAAGAGAUAACGUUGGAUUCCGUUUUUUGAAUAUAAUUCAGUUAGUCAUUUUUUUAGUAUUGUAGCAUGUCGAAACACAUUUUGGGUGUUUUUAGAAACCCAUGCCAACAACCGACUAGGCAAUAGUAUUAGCGUUGCACCGAAUAAUAGGGCUGGAAAAAAGUUUUUUUGUGGAAAGUAUCAAAUUUUCAGUUUACAGAAUAAUGGUUUUACCUUGACCUUAUCAAGGGUAAUUCACUUCAAGUCAUGACUAAUUUGGUUUUUAAUUUUUCUCAUCUUAUCAUCAUGUUUCGUUGAAUAUUCGGCCACCUGUUAAGCCGAAUAUUCGGCCAAACAGACGGCCGAAUAUUCAACAGAACAUGAUGAUUAAAUAAGAAAAAUUUAAAACCAAAUUACUCUUGAAUUAAAGUGAAUUACCCUAGACAUGCUCGAGCUCAAAUCAUUAUUCGAUAAUCCGAAUUUUCGGUAAUUUUCAAAAAUAACUUUUUCCCAGCCCUAUUAUUCGGUACAUCUCUAAAUUGUAUAUUCACAAAAAACCUGUAAUGAAAAACAAGUCUGUUACCGCAAACCAUAGCUGCAAAACUCGGAUAAAUCACUUCCCGUGACUAAAGCCAAACAAAAAUAACGUUACUUUGUGAUAUUGUUUUUUUUUUCGUUAAGGUAAUUUGUGUUAGUCCGUAGUUAGAAUGAUUUAUGGAAAAAAACGUGCGUUUUCGCAAGAAAGCUACACUAAAGUCCAAAUUGUCAGGAAUUGAAAGUUUUCGAAUGAUACAGAACUUUUGCAGUUAUCCAUGACAGAGAAAAUACUCAUAUAAAUAAGCAUCAACUGAAUGCUAAAAAAGAUUAUAACGUUUGCCCUUCAAGCAAGGUAGAAAAUGCUCCUUUACAUAGAUACAAACACACACACACACUAAUGUAUCCGAAGCUACUGAUCACCUAGUGAUUAGAAAAUAGUGACAAGUUUGAGCAAAACAGCAACAAAAAACUCAAUUAUGAAACUGUACCACCAUAACUUUAUAUCGAAUACAUGCUCGUAGUCAAGUUCUGCAAAACAUUAUCGCUGAGAGAUACGUCAGAAACUUGACACGAGUAUGCAUGUGUAUGCUUUUAGAAAAUAUUUGGCGACUUUUUUUCGCUGGUAUGUGUGUCCCAAAGUGUUAAAAGUUUGGUUUACUUGGUUUUGCCUAUUUAGAUUUCAAUUUGGGAAUAUUAUAUUUCAAAAAGAAAUUGGAAAUGGAAAAACUGCGUUUUUACCAGCAGCAAGUAAGAUACACUUUUGUUAUGAGGGACAAUUCUCCGUGUGACACCACAUAAACCCAAACAGUAGAAAUCAAACCAACAGUAGUAAAUAUAGAAUCAGAGAAAUUAAUCAGUUACAAAUGAAUGGAAGUUUCUUGCAAGAUAAAUCAGUGUAGUUAAAUUUUUGAAUGCAACAA
Molecule: messenger RNA, 3254 nt
Organism: Wyeomyia smithii (pitcher-plant mosquito)
Lineage: Eukaryota; Metazoa; Arthropoda; Insecta; Diptera; Culicidae
Product: monocyte to macrophage differentiation factor 2
Exons: 4
Coding region: 596-1684 (362 amino acids)
Cellular component (GO): membrane
Molecular function (GO): pore-forming activity
Source: RefSeq, a predicted model, not a curated record